GCAAGCCCGAAAAGCUGCGGAUGGGCGUUUGCGGGGGAGGGAGACAGGCGCUGCAGCUCCAGCAUGAGCCGGCUCCUCCGGCCCGGACCGCUGGGGGGAGAUGAUCGCCGCCUUGCUGCGGAUGGCCAGCGGCUCCUGACUGCCCGUGGGGAGGAUGGAGACUCCAGACCCGUCGCGGUGCCUGAUUCACCGGGGACGGGGUUGCUGAGGCUUUGCUAGGGGCCGGCUGCCCGCCCAUGGGCCACGACUUAAAGCCUUUCUCUCUGCUUGUGCGGAGCAGGGGAACCGCUGAGGACCCCGAGGUACCAUGGAGACGGGGCAGCCCUCUCUGUCCUGGGGGAUUUCGCCUCUUUAAACGAGGGGCCCGGCUCUGGUGAGAUCAGCGGGAUCCAGCGCUGCGCCUUCGGUGCCAGGAUGUAUGGAUUUAUAAACACAUGCCUGAAGUUUUUGGUGGUUGAAAAAUAUGGUGAAGAAACGUGGGAAAAAUUAAGAAUCCAGGCAGGAGUUCAGGACACAUUUCUGACUUUUGAAGUUUACAAAGAUGAGAUCACAAUGCAGCUAAUUGACAAAGCCUGCAAAAUGUUAGAUGUCCCCCCUGAUAUGGUUCUGAAGCAGUUUGGAGAGUUUUUCUUUGAAUUUUGCAAACGGUCAGGCUAUGACCAUAUGCUGAGAACUUUGGGUGGAAAUCUCUACGAGUUCAUCGAGAACUUGGAUGCAUUACAUAGCUACCUGUCUCUUUCUUAUCAGGAGAUGAAUGCACCUUCUUUUAGGGUAGAAAAGAAUGAAGAUGGGUCAAUGCAUUUACAUUACUACUCAGAUAGAAGAGGUCUCUGCCAUAUUGUUCCAGGAAUCAUUGGUGCAGCAGCCCUGGAUUUUUUCAACACUGAAAUUUCAAUGGAAAUAGUCAAUCAAACAGAGGAGGAAGAAAGAACUGGGAAAAAAGAACAUAUAGUUUUCCUUGUCACUCAAAAACCUGUAUUUUCAUACAAAAAGAGAAAUAAAUUCUCUUCCUCACCACAAUACAUUGCUGACUCUGGAAGGCAAAUUGAGAAACAACUGAAUAAAGAGGAUAUUGAAAAAAACCUGAAUAAGAUUAGAGACAGAACAAGCCUUGUUUCUAUUUGUCCUGCCAAGAAAAAUCACUGGGAAACAAUCAGAGGAAUCGUUACACUAGGAAGAGGUAAACUUCUGAGAGGAUUUGAUCCUGCUUAUCCUACAACCCUCUGGAUCGAUACAAAAACAUUUUGCAAUGGACUUCCUUUCCAUAUUGUUUUUGAUGAAGAGCUCAGAGUAAAGCAAUCUGGUGUGAGCAUUCAAAAGAUUGUCCCUGGCCUUCAGACCAUGGGCAUUCGCCUGGAUCAUUACUUCAGUAUCGUGCACCCAGAAGUGACAUUCACCAUCUCUAGCGUUCAGAAGUUUAUCAACAGUCAAUUUGUUUUCCGGACUAGGAGAGAGAUGAUGCCAGAGUCAUGGAAACAACGUCCAAUGCUAGAGCUGAGAGGCCAGAUGAUCUGGAUGGAGUCUCUGCAGUGCAUGCUCUAUCUCUGCUCACCUUUACUGCGCACUUUGCAUGAGUUGGAAGAGAGACAGAUGCACAUUGCAGACAUAGCACCUCAUGACGUUACCAGGGAUUUGAUUCUUCUCAACCAGCAAAGGCUGGCUGAGAUGGAGCUCUCCAACCAGCUGGAGAGGAAGAAAGAAGAACUGCGGAUACUCUCAAAGCACCUGGAGGAAGAGAAGAAAAAGACCGAAGCUCUGCUCUAUGCUAUGCUUCCAAAGCACGUGGCCAACCAGCUAAAAGAGGGGAAACGAGUUGAGGCAGGAGAGUUUAAAGAAUGCACCAUAUUGUUCAGCGAUGUUGUGACCUUUACUAACAUUUGUGCCCAGUGUGAGCCUAUUCAGAUAGUCCUCAUGUUAAAUUCAAUGUAUCUACGAUUUGACAGACUAACCACAGUGCAUGAUGUCUACAAGGUGGAGACAAUAGGCGAUGCCUACAUGGUGGUAGGAGGUGUCCCUGUGCCUGUAUCUACUCAUGCUGAGCGAGUUGCCAACUUUGCCCUGGGAAUAAUCAUAGCAGCCAAAGAAGUGAAGAAUCCGGUUUCUGGAAAUCCUAUCCAAAUUAGAGUUGGAAUCCACACAGGUCCUGUCCUGGCUGGAGUAGUUGGAGAAAAGAUGCCUCGUUAUUGCUUGUUUGGAGACACCGUGAAUAUAGCUUCCCGGAUGGAGAGUCAUGGGAUUCCAAGUAAAAUUCACCUUAGCCCCACUACCUAUUACUGCCUAAAGGACAAAAAUUUUGAGAUGACCGAAAGAGGAGAGAUUGAAGUGAAGGGCAAAGGGAAAAUGUAUACGUAUUUCCUGAUUAGAAACAGGACUGCAACUGAGAAUGAGAUCAUGGGAAACCCAAUAAAGGAAUCAGAUUCUGACCAUGGAUCUGUUCAGUCCUUUCAUGAGUCCAGGAUCAAAAUGAUACAAAGUUCAUGUCAGCAAGCUAUGCAGCUCAGUUCAGACCAGUAUCAGCCUCCAACCAUAGCAAUGAAAUACAUUGAUGGUCUUACAGAAACACAAGCCAGUUACAAAGGAAGAAGUCAAGAAAGAUUUAUGGAUUUAACAGGCAAAACACAUGACUUUGAAAGCUACGGAUGUCUCCAUGGUGACCAGCAGCCAGGCAGUGAUCCUUAUCUACCCAACCAGGAAAGAAUCAAAUCAGCACCUGAAGAACCACAGAACAGAAAUGUCAGAUCCAAUUUUUGCAAUUUAAUUUAAGCUGCUGACUUUUAAAGUUAAACGGGGUAACCAGCUAUCAGUCAUCUCCUUGCUAGGAGGUGUGAGUAUGCAAGGCUCAGCGCUGGGCAGAGUAUGGGGCUCCACUCUGGAAGGGAAUCAGCACUUGAAUGGCUGAAUAAUGUCAUUUGCCCCUUCUCCAGUUUGGAAGCUCACACAACUGCAUCACGCAUGAAGACCUCUCUAGACCAGCAGUCAGUAAGGCAAAUUUGAUUUAUACUAGGUCAUUUUCCACUGAAAACACUGUGAAUGUUUAAGAUGUGAAAUAUUUUAAAUGCUAGUAACUAGUCCAAUUCUAAGCGCUAUUGAAUAAUUUAUUCCAGGGGUUCUCAAACUGUGGGUUGGAACCCCAAAGUGGGUUGCAACCCUGUUUUAAUGGGGUCCCCAGGGCUGGUAUUAGACUUGCAGGGGCCUUGGGGCAGCGGGGCUGGACUCAGGCUUCGGUCCCCCUUUUUGGGGUCAUGUAGUAAUUUUUGUUGUCGGAAGGGCGUCACGAUGCAAUGGAGUUUGAGAACCGCUGAUUUAUUCUGUUAAGUUUUAUUUCAUGCUCUGUGUGUGUGUGUGUCUGUGUAUUUUAAAUGUACAUGGGCAAUGGCUUCAGUAUGUACUCUCUUAUACAAAGUCCUUCUAAUGUCUCCCAUACGGAGAUCCAUCCAAGAUAUCCUAUGGGCACCUGGUUUUUAAAAAUAAAUUAUGGCUGCACAUCAUCAGUUGUUCUUAAAGCAACAAAUACCACUAAAGAUGUUGAAAUAAAGGGGACUAGACACACAACAUAAAUAGUUUGGGUUUUACUUCACUAUUCAUGACUUUUUACAAACACUAUGGGAAGUUAGUGCAGGUUUGCGCUCCUAAAUCAACUAAGUGCUUUUGAAAAUCCCACCCAUAGGGUCUUACAAAAGAAUCAAAACUUCUUGCUAAAAAAGAACCUGGGCUAAAAUUUUCAAAAGCACCUAGAGGAGUUAGGCACCUUAGACAUUUUUUACCCAUAAUUAACAAUGUAAUUUCAAGUAGAACUGGGGAAAACAGUCCCAAACUCUCAAAACCUUCCCAUUUUUCAGUAACUUUUUCAUUGGUUCUGUUCCCCCCACCCCACUUCUUAUGAACAUUGAAGCAAUAAAAUUUUACUUACAAAAAUAUACAAGGAAAUUUAAUUUUUAGGUUGCAGCCAUAUUAUUUAUUACUUCUACUGUGAUCAGAGCCCCAUUGUGCUAGGGAAUGAACAUACACCUAGCAGGAGACAGUCUCGGCUCCAGCGACCUUACAAUCUAAAUAGACAUGUCAGAAAAGGGGUGAGAGAAAAGAAAUCUGAUUGCCACUUUACAGAUAGGAAACCAAGGCACAGAGAGAUUUUCAAAUUGUGUAAGGGAUUUGGAUGCCCAAUUCUCAUUAAACCUGGGAUAUUCAAAGGAGUCUAAGGAUGUUAGAUCACAAGGAUACAAUUUUCAAAAAUAUCUAAGUGACAUAGGAGUCUAAAUCCCAGUUUCAAAAGCAACACAGACAGUGACUUUCAUAAACAAACAUUUUAAUUUAGAUUCCACAUUAAAAGAAAAAAAUAUUUCUAAUUGAUUCAGGGAAAAAAAAUCAGAAAACCAGUGAAACAUUUCAACUGAAACAAACAUUUUAUUUUGUUUUUAAUUUAUUUGUGCAAAAUAGUACCUAUUUUCAAGCAGCCUAACUGAGUUGUUUUAAAAGCCUCACCCUACAUUUUCAAGUAACUU
Chelonia mydas (Green sea turtle) is the source of this 4499-nucleotide messenger RNA. RefSeq names its product guanylate cyclase soluble subunit beta-2. Gene Ontology annotation, molecular function: heme binding; guanylate cyclase activity. Gene Ontology annotation, biological process: response to oxygen levels; cGMP biosynthetic process. NCBI's taxonomy places the organism in Eukaryota, Metazoa, Chordata, Testudines, Cheloniidae. Bases 415 to 2763 code for a protein of 782 amino acids. The transcript is spliced from 17 exons. The record is from RefSeq and is a predicted model, not a curated record. Gene Ontology annotation, cellular component: guanylate cyclase complex, soluble.